Molecule: messenger RNA, 442 nt
Organism: Paramecium sonneborni
Lineage: Eukaryota; Ciliophora; Oligohymenophorea; Peniculida; Parameciidae
Source: the annotation of a GenBank genome assembly
AUGAAUACCAUAAAAUUGUUAAAUUUUUGUUUUUCAAUAUCUAAUUUAAAAAAAUAAAUUUAUUAAAGCUUCUUGUGCAACAAAUUACAAUUUUAUGUACUAAGUAAAUUAAUUCAUAUAGUAUUCAAUCAAAAAAGAGUAUUUAAUGCAAUUAAAGUAUUUAACACCUUCAAAAUUUUACCUUAUCUAUUAAUGUGAUUAUUUGUUUUCUUAAAAAUAUAGAUUUAAUUUUAAAUAGAAAUCAUGCUAUUUUUAAUUAGUAAAGUUUAUAAAACUUAUAUAAUAAUUUUCAUCUUAUUCUAAGUAAGUUUUAUUUUCCAAAUAUUGUUUUAAAUUAAAUUUGGAUGAGAUUUAUAAUCAACUUAUUAGUGGUAAAAAAUAUAUGAAAUUGAGAAGGAGAAUUACUUUAAUAGGGUUUACUUAUAUUCUAAAAUAUUCAUGA